Messenger RNA from Megalops cyprinoides (Indo-Pacific tarpon), 2910 nucleotides. RefSeq names its product G protein-coupled receptor kinase 5 like (gene grk5l). The transcript has 16 exons. NCBI's taxonomy places the organism in Eukaryota, Metazoa, Chordata, Actinopteri, Elopiformes, Megalopidae. Gene Ontology annotation, molecular function: G protein-coupled receptor kinase activity; ATP binding. Gene Ontology annotation, biological process: protein phosphorylation; regulation of signal transduction; signal transduction. Gene Ontology annotation, cellular component: cytoplasm. The record is from RefSeq and is a predicted model, not a curated record. Bases 784 to 2541 code for a protein of 585 amino acids.
CUUCUCUCAGCGUCCGUGCGUCAGGGCCAGCCGUGAAUACGCCUCUUCCGACCGCUUGUGGUGGAGUAGAACACGGCAGUUGCCCAGUUACAUCUAGAUUUGCCUUGCUAGAGAACUGACAGUAAAUUACAAACUGAGGCGGGUUGGCCGUUCGGGCCCCGACGGAAAACAGCACCUGUCUAAUCUGACCCAAAACCUGACCAGAGCCACGGGGAAAGCCGCUUGGACCCUCGCCAAACCCCACAACCGAAAGAAAGAAAGAAAAACCAAGCCUGGUUUGAUUACGCACCGAGAGGGGGAGCACGAUGAUAUUGUGACAGCCCAGAGUGUACUUUACCAACUCCCCAAUUCCAAGGGUUGGGAUCUAACGAGCCUCUUCCACUUUCGGGAACAUAACGUUAUAUUUAAAUAAUGUAGACGUUAGUCUCUUGAUGUUGAAGCUGAUUGUUUAAAGUUGUUUUCAAUGACACUCCUUGCCAAAUUGCGCUGAAGGCUGCUGUGUUUUGUUACUGGAAAUGUUCUCCCAAUACGAUAUUGGAACCGACAACAUGAACCACGCUUACAUUACAGGGAUUUCGCCGAUAGCAUAUGUACAGAGCUGUACAACUUCACAACGUGUAUUUAUGAAUUAAUCUUUUAAGAAAAGAAAAUCAACAUCAACAGAACGCAAACGGUUUGGUUGCGAACAACGAAGCGAAGCUGGGAUAAGAUCUGAGUUAUUACUGCUCGAACAGUGACUGUGCGACCACUUUCUUUGAUUCACGACAACAUCGCCAGAUUUUGAUGGAGCUGGAGAAUAUUGUGGCAAACACUGUACUGCUAAAGGCGAGAGAAGGCGGGGGAGGGAAACGGAAAGGACGGAGCAAGAAAUGGAGGGAGAUCCUACGCUUUCCUCACAUCAGCCAGUGUGUGGAGCUGGGCAACAGCAUCGAUAGAGACUACUUCAGCCUAUGCGAGAGACAGCCCAUCGGGAGACAGCUGUUCCGCCUCUUCUGUGAGACCAGGCCGAAGCUGCAGCGCUGCAUCCACCUGCUGGAUGCCAUGGAAGACUAUGAGGUGACGCCAGACGAGAAACGCAGGAGUCGCGGGGAGCAAAUCAUCCAGAAGUUUCUCACCGAACAGUCUGAAGAAUAUGUGCCUGAGGUAGCAGAGAGCCACAUCCAGGAGUGCAGACAGAACCUGGAGCAGAACCCGUCCAAGGAGCUCUUCAGCGACUGCCGAAAGGCCCUCCAUGAAUAUUUAAGUGGAACCCCCUUCUCCGACUAUCAGGACAGCAUGUAUUUUGACCGCUUUCUUCAGUGGAAAAUGUUGGAGAGGCAACCGAUAACAAAAGACACAUUUCGACAAUACCGUGUGUUGGGAAAGGGAGGAUUCGGGGAGGUGUGUGCAUGCCAGGUGCGGGCCACGGGGAAGAUGUACGCCUGCAAGAAGCUGGAGAAGAAGCGCAUCAAGAAGCGGAAGGGCGAGGCCAUGGCCCUCAACGAGAAGCAGAUCCUGGAGAAAGUCAACAGCAGAUUUGUCGUCAGUUUAGCGUAUGCCUAUGAGACCAAAGACGCCCUGUGUCUGGUGCUGACCAUCAUGAACGGAGGGGACCUCAAGUUUCACAUCUACAACAUGGGCACGCCCGGGUUCGAGAAAGAGAGGGUUCAGUUCUACGCAGCAGAAAUCUGUUGUGGCCUGGAACACCUGCACCAGGAGUCCAUUGUCUACAGGGAUCUAAAACCAGAGAAUAUUCUUUUAGAUGACAAUGGACACAUCAGGAUAUCAGACCUGGGUCUGGCCAUCAAAGUGCCUGAAGGGGAGCUCAUCCGUGGUCGAGUUGGCACAGUGGGGUACAUGGCCCCUGAGGUGAUAAACAAUGAGCGGUACGGCAUGAGCCCAGACUGGUGGGGCCUGGGCUGUCUGAUCUACGAGAUGACGGCCGGCCGCUCCCCGUUCCGGGCCCGCAAGGAGAGGGUGAAGAGGGAGGAGGUGGAGAAGAGGGUCCAGGAGGAGCAGGAGGAGUACAGCGACAAGUUCACCGAGGACACCAAAGCCAUCUGCCGGAUGCUGCUGACUAAAGAUCCAAAGCAGAGGCUGGGGUGCCAGUCGGACGGGGCAGCAGCGGUGAAGGCGCACCCCUUCUUCAAGAACACCAACUUCAAGAGGCUGGAAGCUGGCAUGCAGGAGCCCUCCUUUGUGCCUGAUCCCAGAGCUGUCUACUGCAAGGACGUUCUGGACAUUGAGCAGUUCUCCACUGUCAAGGGCGUCAACCUGGACCAAACUGACAAUGACUUCUACACCAAGUUCGCCACUGGCAGUGUGUCCAUUCCCUGGCAGAACGAGAUGAUUGAGACGGAGUGUUUCAAGGACCUGAACGUGUUCGGACCCCAGGGGUCCCGCUCUCCGGAUCUGGACUGGGCCCAGCCCCCGGAGCCCCCACGCCGCAGCCUGCUGGACAGGAUACUCAGGAGACAUCAUCCAGAGGUAUCCAUCGCUCACACACGGGUCUCUUCUUCCAGUGUGAAUUCUGUGGACUCUAUGUCGAACUCUGCCCCCUAGUGGAGAGAGCCUAUUUGUGAGGCAACAAGGAGAAAGGACAAUUCCACUAUGGGCUGGUCUCACAGAUCCAGAUUAGCAGCCGUUCUUGACCAUCAAAUGUAAACUCGCUGGUAGUCCAACACUAAUUGGGGUCUGUGAAUCCACAGGGAUGAGUAGGACUCUCUGAGAAAAAAGAAACUUAAAGAUAGAGAACAGUCACCUCAUAUACCCUCAGGAUUGCUGGACCAGAGAAGGGCCAUCGAUUAUAAAAACAAAUUCAGGGGAUUGCUAUUCAAAGAAAGACCACUGCAGGGAAUUCAAGUUGGUGUCUUUUUUUUUACAUUUUGAGAAAUAAAAUUAAAUAAAACAUACUCUCUCUCACACACACAC